AUGAAGGAGCUUGGCCUUGUCAAUUAUUUCUUGGGUAUUUCUGUCACCAAAACUGCUUCUGGUUAUGUUCUUUCUCAGCAAAAAUAUGCCUCAGAGUUGUUAGCCAAGGCUGGUAUGAGUAACUGCAAGUCUUACUCUUCUCCCAUGGCUACUAAGUCCCCUUCUAGUUCUCUUACUGCAGCAAAUGAUACUCUCUUUUCUCAGCCAGCUUUGUACAGAAGUUUGGUCGGAGCUCUUCAAUAUCUUACCCUUACCAGACCUGAUUUAGCUUUUGUGGUUAAUCAUCUUUGUCAGUUCAUGCACUCUCCUAUGACUAGUCAUUUUCUCUCAGUCAAAAGGUUACUCAGGUAUCUUAAAGGCACCAUCUCUUAUGGGCUUCAUUUCACUGCUGGCCCUCUUCUUCUCACUGCUUAUUCAGACUCCGAUUGGGCAGGUAAUGUUCUUGAUCGAAGGUCCACCACUGGUUUCUGUGUCUAUCUUGGUCCUAAUCUUAUCUCUUGGUCUUCCAAGAAACAACCAACUGUGGCUAGAUCUUCAUCUGAAGCUGAAUAUCGGGCUUUAGCACAAACUUCCGCUGAACUUAGUUGGAUUGGGAUGUUGCUUGCUGAACUUCAUAUUUCUGUUCCUGUGCCUACCCUAUGGUGUGACAACUUAUCUGCCAUAGCUAUGAGUCACAAUCCAGUGUUUCACGCUCGUACUAAACACAUUGAGGUCGAUUAUCACUUUGUUCGCGAACGCAUUGCCUCCAAGAAGCUUCAUAUCUGUCAUAUUCCCACUUCUGAUCAAGUUGCUGAUGUCUUUACUAAACCACUUUCUGUUACUCGUUUUCAAUAUCUUCAGCACCAGCUCAAUGUCCUUCCUAGUCCCCUGAGCUUGAGGGGGGCUGAUAAGCAAUCUGAGACCCCACACACUCAAGCCACUCAAGCAGCCAAACAAGCUACUGUUUCAGCACAGAAGGCUUCAGCUUAUCAGUGCAUUCUAGAGUAUUCUUGA
This is a messenger RNA of Camellia sinensis, 993 nucleotides long. NCBI's taxonomy places the organism in Eukaryota, Viridiplantae, Streptophyta, Magnoliopsida, Ericales, Theaceae. The record is from RefSeq and is a predicted model, not a curated record.